This is a messenger RNA of Sphenostylis stenocarpa, 2475 nucleotides long. Lineage: Eukaryota; Viridiplantae; Streptophyta; Magnoliopsida; Fabales; Fabaceae. The record is from the annotation of a GenBank genome assembly.
AUGGCCCCUUCAACACUCAUUUUGAAUCUUCUCCUUGCUCUAAUAUUUUUCCAAAAUUUCGAUGAUUCAUCAUCGUUGUCUCUUUCCGUAGAGAAUCUGAAAGAAGACAUAAUAGUGUCAUCACCCAAACAAACAUUCACCGCAGGCUUUUACGCCGUAGGAGAAAACGCAUACUGUUUCGCAAUAUGGUAUACCCAACCACCCCACACCGUUAUUUGGAUGGCCAACCGGGACCAACCGGUAAACGGAAAACGCUCCACGCUUUCCCUUCUCACAACCGGUAACCUCGUACUCACCGACGCUUCUCAGUUCCAAGUGUGGUCCACAAACACCGUCGCCACAUCCAAACGAGUUCAGUUAAGUUUGCACGACACUGGGAACCUCAUACUGCUCGAAAGCCAAGACCGUUCCUCCAACGUUGUUUUGUGGCAGAGCUUCGAUUUCCCAACCGACACGCUUCUUCCUGGUCAAAUUCUGAGCAAGAGCACCAACCUCGUUUCCUCGAGAAGCGGGAGCAACUACUCCUCCGGUUUCUACAAACUCUUCUUCGACUUCGAGAAUGUUCUUCGCAUCAUGUACCAGGGUCCUCAAGUUUCCAGCGUUUAUUGGCCAGACCCUUGGCUUCAGAACAACAACUUCGGAAACGGUGGCGCGGGAAAUGGUCGAUCCACUUAUAACGAUAGCAGGGUGGCUGUGCUUGAUGAUUUCGGCUACUUUAAUUCUUCCGAUAACUUCAGUUUCAGAAGCAUUGAUUACGGGACGGUGCUUCAACGGAGAUUGACCCUCGACCACGACGGUGGUGUGAGGGUGUACAGCCAGAACGAUGGGGAAGAGAAGUGGACAAUGUCUGGGGAAUUUCGCUCGCAUCCAUGCUACGUUCAUGGGAUUUGUGGAGCCAACAGUUAUUGCAACUACGAGCCUUCCAGUGGUAGAAGGUGUUCGUGCCUUCCAGGUCAUUCCUGGGUUGAUAGUGAAGACUGGUCUCAAGGUUGCAAACCGAAUUUCCAACAUUCGUGCAGCGGCAGCAACGCCGAGUAUGAGUCUCGCUUCCUGCGCAUACCUGAUGUUGAUUUCUAUGGAUACGACUAUGGCUACUUUGGAAAUUACACCUAUCAACAGUGUGAGAAUCUCUGCUCGCAGAUGUGCGUAUGCAAAGGGUUUCAAUACAGCUUUUCAGAGGCAAAUGCUUUCUUUCAGUGCUACCCAAAGACGCAUUUGCUUAAUGGGAACAGUCAACCAGGGUUCAUGGGCUCAUUCUUCCUGAAACUUCCAUUAUCGUCCCAUGAUGAGUAUAAGAACACCAUCCAAAAUAAUAGCUUGGUUUGUGGGGGAGAUAGUAAAGGAGUUGAGGUGCUUGAGAGAUCGUAUGUCCAAGAGGGAAAAAAUGGAUCAGUGAAGUUCAUGCUAUGGUUCGCAACUGUCUUGGGAGGAGUUGAACUAUUGUGCAUCUUUCUGGUGUGGUGUUUUUUGUUUAGGAAUAAUAGGACGUUACCCUCAGGUGCUGAGGGACAAGGGUAUGUUCUUGCAGCAGCUGCGGGUUUCAGGAAAUUCAGUUACUCUGAACUGAAACAAGCCUCUAAAGGUUUUAGUGAAGAGAUUGGAAGGGGUGGUGGAGGUACCGUUUAUAAAGGUGUCCUGUCUGAUGAUCGAGUUGUGGCGAUAAAAAGACUACAUGAAGUAGCAAACCAGGGAGAAAGUGAGUUCCUGGCUGAAGUAAGCAUCAUUGGAAGGCUUAACCACAUGAAUUUGAUUGGCAUGUUGGGGUAUUGCGCAGAGGGAAAGCAUAGGUUGUUGGUUUAUGAGUACAUGGAGAAUGGUUCCUUAGCUCAGAAUAUAUCAUCAAGUUCAAAUAUACUUGACUGGAGUAAAAGGUGUAACAUUGCCCUGGGAACAGCAAGGGGUCUGGCAUACUUGCAUGAAGAAUGCUUGGAGUGGAUUUUGCAUUGUGAUAUUAAGCCCCAGAAUAUACUUCUUGACUCUGAUUAUAAACCGAAGGUAGCGGAUUUUGGCUUGUCGAAGCUACUUAACCGGAACAAUCUCAACAAUUCAAGCUUCUCAAGGGUAAGAGGGACAAGAGGUUACAUGGCACCGGAAUGGGUUUUCAACUUACCAAUCACUUCCAAGGUGGAUGUCUACAGCUAUGGCAUUGUUGUCUUGGAGAUGAUCACUGGAAGGAGCCCAACAACAGGUGUCCAAAUCACAGAAUUAGAAGCAGAGUCACCUCAUCCUGAGAGGUUGGUGACAUGGGUGAGGGAGAAGAGGAAGAAAGGAUCAGAAGUGGGACCAUCUUGGGUGGAUCAAAUUGUUGACCCAGCUUUGAGAUCAAACUAUGACAUGAAAGAAAUGGAAAUAUUGGCAACGGUGGCUUUGGAAUGUGUAGAGGAAGAGAAAAAUGCUAGGCCCAGCAUGAGUCAAGUAACAGAGAAGCUGCAGAGUCAUGUGCACAUGAUUGUUGAUGGUUUGAACAAAGAAUAG